Manihot esculenta (cassava) is the source of this 1226-nucleotide messenger RNA. Its product is annotated as aquaporin PIP2-4. NCBI's taxonomy places the organism in Eukaryota, Viridiplantae, Streptophyta, Magnoliopsida, Malpighiales, Euphorbiaceae. Gene Ontology annotation, biological process: transmembrane transport. Gene Ontology annotation, cellular component: plasma membrane. Gene Ontology annotation, molecular function: water channel activity. The record is from RefSeq and is a predicted model, not a curated record. The transcript is spliced from 4 exons. The coding region runs from base 125 to 991 and encodes 288 amino acids.
AAGCUCUCAAUAGUCAAUACUCACAUACCCCAUAAAUACCCCUUCCUCUUCCACGCUUCUCACCACAAGUUUAAUUAAUCAAUCAACAUCCCUUUCUCUUCUGCCAUAUUCUUUCACAGUUCCCAUGGCCAAGGACGUUGAAGUUGGAGGACAAGGCAGUGGGUUCCAAGCCAAGGACUACAGCGACCCCCCACCUGCACCAUUGAUCGAUGCUGAGGAGUUUACUCAAUGGUCCUUUUAUAGAGCUAUCAUUGCUGAGUUCAUAGCAACUCUUUUGUUUUUGUACAUCACUGUUUUGACUGUGAUUGGUUACAAGAGCCAGACUGACCCUGCCAAGAACGCCGAUGCAUGUGGCGGUGUUGGGAUUCUCGGUAUCGCCUGGGCCUUCGGGGGUAUGAUCUUCAUUCUUGUUUACUGCACUGCUGGUAUCUCAGGUGGGCAUAUAAACCCUGCUGUGACUUUUGGGCUAUUUUUGGCGAGGAAGGUGUCUCUGGUGCGAGCUAUAUUGUACAUGGCAGCUCAGUGUUUGGGAGCCAUAUGUGGAUGUGGGCUCGUGAAGGCCUUUCAAAAGGCUUAUUACACUAGGUAUGGUGGUGGAGCCAAUGAGCUUGCUGAUGGGUACAGCAAGGGCACUGGAUUAGGAGCUGAGAUCAUUGGUACUUUUGUUCUUGUCUACACUGUAUUUUCUGCUACUGAUCCCAAAAGGAAUGCCAGAGACUCCCAUGUCCCUGUCUUGGCUCCACUCCCAAUUGGAUUUGCUGUGUUCAUGGUUCAUCUGGCCACAAUUCCAGUCACUGGCACUGGCAUCAACCCAGCUAGGAGCUUUGGAGCUGCUGUGAUCUACAACCAGGACAAGGCCUGGGAUGACCAAUGGAUUUUCUGGGUUGGGCCUUUCAUUGGUGCUGCAAUUGCUGCACUCUACCACCAAUACAUCUUGAGAGCAGGUGCUGUUAAAGCUCUAGGAUCUUUCAGGAGCACUUCCAACAUAUAAUUGAGAGAAAGAAAUCCCUCUAUUCAACAGAGGCUGUUGAGAGUUUCUUGAGGCUUUGGGAACUUGGAAUAUGUACAUUUAUUUUGUAUCUUUGUGUGCUUGCUUCUUGGGCACUUGCUUUUAUUUGUGCCCAAAAUGCUCUUUCCAUUCUAUUUUCUUUUUUUGUUUUUGCCCUUUUAUGGCCCUGUACUCAUUAUGAUGUUGAUAAAUUUAUGGGCAACUGCUUUGUGUCAUU